AUGGACGGAUCCUCGGUGAGCCCCCUUCCCUGUGAGGCUCCGCUAGCGAUGAUGGAGAGUGAAAAAACACCGCCGAGAAGUCCCAGCCAGCACGAUAUGCCGCCACCGCCGGACGAAAAGAGAUACGACGACGAUGAUGACCGCGUCUGGAACUGUGGCGCAUGGUUCGAGUACAUACUGGUCGUGGUCGUCUCAUCGAUUCUGCUGAUUGCGGCCUCGGUGCUGACCAUCUUCUGGACGAUCUACUACCGGAAGGGCUUCAACAUGGACGACCCGAAGCUGCAGUUCAACCUCCAUCCCGUGCUCAUGAUCGGUGGAUACGUCACGCUGUCCGGAUUCUCGAUCCUUCUGUACCGGAUUUGCCGAUGCUGUUCGCAUCUGAUCGUGAAGCUGUGCCAUACCUUCUUCCAUGCCUGCUCGAUUCCGUGCAUAGUGAUCGGCUUCAUGGCCGUAUGGGACUCGCACAACCAGCAGCAGAUUCCAAACUUCUACUCACUGCACUCCUGGCUCGGCAUGAUCACCAUGGGGCUGUUUGCGCUGCAGUUUGUGCUGGGAUUCUUCAGCUUCCUCAUUCUGCUGUGCUGCGAGAACGCAACGUACAAGUUCCGUUCGACCAUGGUACCGAUCCACGCUAGCUUCGGUGUGGCCACGUUCAUGCUCGCCAUCGCCACCGCCGUUACCGGUUUGACCCAGAAGGCUCACUUUGAACUUGGUGAAAAUUACUCACAAACCAUCGAGGAGGGCAUCAUCAUGAACUCGAUCGGUGUCAUCCUGACCGGGCUCGGCAUCAUCAUUCCGUUCGCGGUGCGUCGCUCCAACUCGCCAGCCAACUGCAAGGUGUACGUUACGGAACGUAUCUAA
This is a messenger RNA of Anopheles marshallii, 861 nucleotides long. RefSeq names its product transmembrane ascorbate-dependent reductase CYB561 (gene nemy). The coding region runs from base 1 to 861 and encodes 286 amino acids. Gene Ontology annotation, molecular function: oxidoreductase activity. The record is from RefSeq and is a predicted model, not a curated record. The transcript has 5 exons. NCBI's taxonomy places the organism in Eukaryota, Metazoa, Arthropoda, Insecta, Diptera, Culicidae.